Callorhinus ursinus (northern fur seal) is the source of this 1278-nucleotide messenger RNA. The record is from RefSeq and is a predicted model, not a curated record. Lineage: Eukaryota; Metazoa; Chordata; Mammalia; Carnivora; Otariidae.
UUUGCCCAGCGACGCGGGGAGGUUGGCUGCUGCCUCCCCACGCGCCUUGGCGGCCUCAUCAUUCUGGUUCUGCCACUAGUCGGCCGUGGGGAGGGAGCCCGUUGCUGCACCUGUUCCCUUUAGCCUCAGUUUCCCCCCUAACAGUUCACAGGGUUCUUCUGGAGCGGGGUGGGGGGCGGUGGGCAGACGCCCCAAGACCUGCUGGCUCUUUCCUUCCCUGGGCCUCUUGGGGAUUCAGUUUCCCCUUCUGUAAAGUGGAAUUAAACUUGCCCAACUCGGAUUAACACCCUUGGGAUCAGACAUGGAUUGUUGAAAGCCCAGGGUGGAGAAACUGAGUCUGGAGGUGGAAGUUCACCCAGGACAACCCGGCUGCCUGGGGGUCUGGGCCAGCAACAAGCAGACAUGGGCCAAGAAGCCAGAGACUGCCCAGAGGCCGGGGGUCCGUGAGCCACGGUGGAGGCCGCUGGACACAGGGUCACCAUGGGGAUAGCUGCCCUGGGCCUCCUCUGUGCAACACUCCUGCUCCCUGUCUUGGUGUUCGGGGUCCCCACCGAGGAGCCCUCCUCUGGGGAAGCUGUGGCCUCGGGUUCCCCCGGAUACUGUCAACGGUGCUGUGACUCUGAGGACCCCCUGGCCCCUGCCGAUGAAGCAGUGUCCUUGGCCUCUCCAUCCGCCCUCCCAUACCUGCUGCCUGAGGUCAGACCCUACAUUAACAUCACCAUCCUGAAGGGUGACAAAGGGGACCGAGGCCUGCUGGGCGCACCCGGGAAGCUGGGCCGGGAGGGUCCCCGGGGGGAGCGCGGCCCGCAGGGCACCAAGGGCGCCAAGGGGCAGGCAGGCAGCCCCGGCGGCCCGUGCCAGACGCGCUUCUCCGCCUUCUCGGUGGGCCGCAAGACGGCCCUCCACAGCAGCGAGGGCUUCCAGCCGCUGCUGUUCGACACCGUCUUCGUCAACCCCGACGGGCACUUUGACCUGGCUUCUGGCUGUUUCGUCGCCCCGCUGCGCGGCCUCUACUUCUUCAGCCUCAACGUACACAGCUGGAACUUCAAGGAGACGUACGUGCACGUGGUGCACAACGAGGAGGCGGCCGUCAUCCUGUACGCACAGCCGAGCGACCGCAGCAUCAUGCAGAGCCAGAGCGUGAUGCUGGCCCUGGUGCCCGGGGACCGCGUCUGGGUGCGCCUCUUCAAGCGCGAGCGGGAGAACGCCGUCUACAGCGACGACGUGGACACCUACAUCACCUUCAGCGGCCACCUCAUCAAGCCCGAGGACGAUUAG